Mollisia scopiformis is the source of this 1639-nucleotide messenger RNA. RefSeq names its product putative casein kinase I like protein hhp1. NCBI's taxonomy places the organism in Eukaryota, Fungi, Ascomycota, Leotiomycetes, Helotiales, Mollisiaceae. Gene Ontology annotation, biological process: endocytosis; peptidyl-serine phosphorylation; signal transduction. Gene Ontology annotation, cellular component: cytoplasm; nucleus. The transcript has 5 exons. The record is from RefSeq and is a predicted model, not a curated record. Bases 208 to 1350 code for a protein of 380 amino acids. Gene Ontology annotation, molecular function: protein serine/threonine kinase activity; ATP binding.
AAGACGUCGAACACGUCACGGUCGGAAUCCAACAGCAGCCCUCCAUCCAUCAAUCUCACCCUUGGAAGCAAGCAGAGAGUACCUGCCCUUCCUUCUGCAACACUCCCCAACUACGAUCUACCUCGUCGAUCGAUAAUAUCACAGCCAACACUCUCUACUCUCGUAUCGACUCGCUCGAUACAUCAAAGUCCAUAGACCAACUACAAGAUGACUACUAUGGAUCUUCGCGUCGGUAAUAAAUACCGUAUCGGUCGUAAGAUUGGAAGCGGUAGUUUCGGUGAUAUCUACCUUGGUACCAACAUCAUCUCUGGUGAGGAAAUCGCCAUCAAGCUUGAGUCCGUCAAGGCCAAGCACCCUCAACUGGAGUAUGAAGCUCGUGUCUACAAGUCCCUCGCUGGUGGUGUCGGCAUCCCAUUUGUCCGCUGGUUCGGCACCGAGUGUGACUACAAUGCUAUGGUUCUUGAUCUCCUCGGACCCAGUUUGGAGGACCUCUUCAACUUCUGCAACCGAAAGUUCUCCUUGAAGACCGUCUUGCUCCUUGCCGAUCAGCUCAUCUCCCGCAUCGAGUACAUUCACGCCAAGUCCUUCAUCCACCGUGAUAUCAAGCCUGACAAUUUCCUCAUGGGCAUCGGCAAGCGUGGAAACCAAGUCAACGUUAUUGAUUUCGGUUUGGCCAAGAAGUACCGUGACCCCAAGACACACUUCCACAUUCCAUACCGUGAGAACAAGAACUUGACCGGUACCGCUCGUUAUGCCUCCAUCAACACUCACUUGGGUGUCGAGCAAUCUCGUCGUGAUGACAUGGAAUCUCUCGGAUAUGUUAUGCUUUACUUCUGCCGUGGUUCUCUGCCAUGGCAAGGCCUGAAAGCUGCUACCAAGAAGCAGAAGUAUGACCGCAUCAUGGAGAAGAAGAUGACCACUCCUACUGAGGUUCUCUGCCGAGGCUUCCCUAACGAGUUUGCCAUCUACUUGAACUACACUCGUUCACUCCGAUUUGAUGACAAGCCUGACUACUCUUACCUUCGAAAGAUCUUCCGUGAUCUCUUCGUACGUGAGGGUUUCCAAUAUGACUAUGUCUUUGAUUGGACCGUCUACAAGUAUCAGAAGAAUGCCCAAGCCAUUGCCCAAGCUGCCGGACAACAGCCAGCCCAGGAAGAUGAGGAGAAGCCUGGUCGCACCCGCACCAACGCUGCCACUGCCGGUGGACCUACCCCCCAGCACACCUCCAGUGCUACCAAGCCAGGAGCCAUUUCUGGAUCCCGCCGCAAGGUUAUUGAACGUGGUGCCAGUGGUGCUGGUGUUGACACUCCGGAUACGAACAGAGCCGUCGGUGGAAGUGACAGGAUGUGAGUGUCUCGCUAGCUCCGGUUCCUUUCUCCGAAAAUAGGCUGCGCUCUGCCUCGAGAGGUGCAGCAACUGGUACUGGAUAUGUUUCGGGUUCUUACCGGCCGAAGCGGGAUGAUCAGAAUGGACAGCAAUGGUAUUGAUUCUUUCUCUUUGGCGACACUCCUUGACCGAUUUCGACUCCGAUUUUCGACUCACGGCAGUUUCGUCUUGCUUAAUCUCAACCCCAUCGCUGGCCCUGCCUGAACUUGUCGUGGAAGACAUUGGUACUGGCUCGAGCUAUCACAAACUCUUC